UAGAGAGGACAGGAGGAUGAAGCACUGGGGCAAGAGCAUCACUUGUGCACUUAGAAUGUGUGUUAUGUGGUAUACGGCAAGGUAUGAUUGUGGUCUGCUCAAGGGAGGUUGGGACUGCAGGACACUGAUUGGCUCUGCUUGAUAGUAGGGAGUGGCCAGAAUAUGAAUGACCGCUCCUGCCUUAUGCUUUAGCAGCUUUUUGGGACAGCUGUCGAGGAGGCAUGUGGUGUUUGAGAUUGCGCAUGCUGAGCGCAGAGCAUCUGAGCUAGUGAGAGAAGGUACAAGAAAAAAAGGAAGGAGGGGGAGACCAAGAGAGAAAGAGAACAGGAGCUGGUGAAUAGAGAGGGAGGGAGCUUGAGGCAGAAAGAGCGGGCUAGCGCUCAAACACUGCAGUCUUUCUUUUGCUUCUCUGAAGAAUCUCUUCUCACUGUCUCGCUGCUUGGCCAUGACCCCGUUGGACGCCUUCAUCAUCUAGAGAGGAGGAGACAAACGCUCCACAGCGGAGGGACCUGAAGAGGGGACACUUUGCCUCACUGAUGACAGUCUGGAAAUUAAUUAAGCAUCGUCAGCACUGAGGGACACGUUGUGAGGUGCAAGAAGACACAAUGAGGGAGUUGAAGAAGGCGACUUGAUUUGUGAUGCGUGUGGUCAGUCCAGAGAGAAAGAAGGAGUAACCGCAACACUUUUUGGAUAGAAUUGGCAAGUUAGGGUGCAAAUAAAAGUGCUUGUGGUGAAAAGGAAUUGUAAUUCACAAAGAUUGAGUUGCGCAUUUACAUUAUCCAUCCUUUCAUACGUGUCGGUGUUCCAGCAGGCACUUGUACCAGCAUCUGUCUCACUUGUCAUUUUCACCGCAUGUCAGCAAAUCACAUCUUGCACAUACACAGUGCUGAGACACGGCGUAAGCGCAUGUGUUUGAGAAGUUCCCGAGAGAUCCCGAUCGGAAAUUUCUCAUGAGACCAGGUAGGACACUUCUGUAUCGUCUCGACAGUCCCAAGAAGGCUGGAUUUAGACAAGAGGAGUUGUUAAAGCUCUCCAGUCAUCUGCCUGAUUAAAGUAUUCUGAGAUGAACCUGCAAACCAUUUUAUCUGCCAGAGCAUGACACCUGUUUUUGAAGGAUUAGAGGAAGGGAAACAGGCAUGGUCAGAUGUGUGUGCUUGGAUUAUGUCCUAAACGCAUGAGAAUUACACAGGUGUUGUGGCAGGAUUAUGCUGCUGUAUUAUAGGCUUUAGGAGUCAGGUGAAUGACAGAGCUUUAUCUCCAACAGAUUAACUCCGAUGACUCUUAUAAUAAUUUCAUAAUCUGCCCUGGGAUUUGAAAGUUUGAUUGAUUUUGGAGGUAAAGUGAGGAUAGGUGAAACCACCACUGGGAUUCAGCAUCAUCGCCACUCAGUGGAAUGACUUCUGCUUCCUCAUUGUGAACUUUCACCGUUAAAAACUUGCAUUAUGAGACGCUCAAGCACGGAUGAGACACCGUACCGGCGCAGUCCAUCUCUGGACAGCAAACCCGACACGCCACCGUUCUCCUCCGGCUUCCAUCGCUUCAGUGGAGAAUUUGAAUACAAGCGGCCGCCGUUUGCUUUCGGCUUCCACACGACAAAGGGGCCGCAAACAUCAAAGGGCCGCUACGGCCAGGGGAAGAAGUAUGUGGUGUUUUACCUCGACCUCUCCUUCAUAUUCCUCCUAGAACUGCGGCGCUGCAGGAUGGCUGAAGGUUGUAUGAUAGCCCUGCGUUAUGGGAUGGUCUUCUUCAACCUCCUGUUCUGGUUGGGAGGAUGCGGCAUACUGGGGGUGGGGGUGUGGCUGUCAGUGACCCAGGGCAACUUUGCAACCCUAUCAUCAUCUAUCCCCUCCUUGUCGGCAGCCAACCUGCUAAUUGCACUGGGGACCAUCAUCAUGGUGAUUGGCUGUCUGGGAUGUGUGGGGGCUGUCAAAGAGAGCCGUCCUCUUCUGCUGGCAUUUUUCAUCCUCCUUCUGGUCAUCUUUUUCCUCGAGAUCCUGUCCAUCAUGCUGUUCUUCAUCUACCAAGACAAGAUUGACCGCUAUGCCCAGAGGGAUUUGAAGAAGGGCCUCCAGCUUUUUGGCACUGAGGGCAACGUGGGUCUGACCAACGCCUGGAUGAUAGUUCAAACUGAUUUCCGCUGCUGCGGCGUGACCAACCACACAGACUGGUUUGAAGUUUACAAUGCCUCCCGUGUGCCGGACUCUUGCUGCCUGGAGUACAGCGACAACUGUGGCCUAGACAACCCAGGAACAUGGUGGACAGCGCCAUGCUACGAGCGAGUGAAGGACUGGCUUAACGAGAACCUGGUGGCCCUGUGGAUCUUUGCUCUAUGCACAGCACUUACUCAGAUCCUGGGCUUGGUCUUCUCCAUGACGAUGUUCUGUCAGGCAGUCAAAGUCGAAACCUUCUACGCUUAGUCCUCAACCCUGACGAAACUUCAGCACAUCUGCGUUGUUCCCGCACGUAGCCGGACAGAUGCAGCCUUCCUCCUCCCGACACAUACUCUUGCUCACUUUCAACAAGCACAGUGUUAUACUUUUCCUAUCAUUUGCUAUGUGUGAAAUACUCAUUUCUGUGAUGCAUUUGACUAAGCAGUAUAAUGAACGUGUUAAGCAAUGUAACCUGUUUUUAAUGUGUUUGUUUUCAUUUAUUUUAUGUUUUUAUGUGUUUUCAAGCGAGAGGCUCAGUGAGGCAAGUGCACUGGUGAAGUGCUGCAAGUGCAUGUCUGCUGCGAUGGUGUGUAAUAAAUGUUUUGGAUCUACAGAGCAGUCAGUGUGUC
Dunckerocampus dactyliophorus (ringed pipefish) is the source of this 2779-nucleotide messenger RNA. RefSeq names its product tetraspanin 4a (gene tspan4a). Gene Ontology annotation, cellular component: membrane. Bases 1443 to 2417 code for a protein of 324 amino acids. The transcript has 7 exons. The record is from RefSeq and is a predicted model, not a curated record. Lineage: Eukaryota; Metazoa; Chordata; Actinopteri; Syngnathiformes; Syngnathidae.